GUCAAUAUCAAAUUAUAUUGACUCUCGGAACAAUUGUUCUUGCGAUCUAACUGUAGAGUCUUUCGCGUGGAAUGUCGUACUUUUUAAAAACAAAUAGAAAUCUAAAUUUACUGAUGCUCGAAGAUUAAAUUCAACUAGUAUUAUAUUAUGAUUUUGGGAUUCUAUCAUAUUUGAAAACAUCAUUCAAAAUGUUAUCAAAUUAUAGUGAGGGCGAUAGUACGAAUGCGAAUUCUAUGAAGAUUUUAAUGCCCAUGGCGCAAAAGCGACAGCAUGGUGGUUGCGGACGCAAAAAGAAGAAUGAUCCUUCAGUAUUUCUAUAUGCGGCUCUUGCUAUCGCUUGCCUUACAAUUGCUGGAUUUUGUACUUUCAUUGCGAAUAACUGGAAUUCAGUCGAACUAUCAACUUAUUACAAAGUCAGUUUCAUUGCGAAUGGGAGAUGGCAAAACGAUACAAUAGAGUACAACAAAAAAGAUGGACAUCUGCGAGGCAGAGAAUUUCAAACUGGGGACAGCGUAUUUUAUUGGGAUUUAGAUACUGGGUACAAAGCAUAUCCUAUUAAUCAAACUGGCUUUAACGAUAAUCAGACAUUUUGUCUGAUCUCACGAAGAAUAAAUCCUAACAACUUCGAUUUGGACGAAGACAUGGUAACCAAAGGAUUAACGGAUAUGGUGGGUAAUGAGCAAGUGGCAGAAAUAGAUAAACGUCAGUGGCGACCUAGUAGCAAAAAAAUAUCUGAUACAAGUUUUCUACCAUUAGCGAUUAAAAAGAGAUGCAAAGGUUUGAACAUGUACAUAAUGGAGCAGCAUUUUGUCAAAGGAAGUAGAGAGGAGGCCGAUCAUUUGGCUGAGGUAGCAAAAGAAGCAACCAAACCAAAACCCGACUCUCAUGGCGUGAUCCCUCCAGGAGCACUUUAUAACCCAAAAGCUAAUCAGGACGGAAAAGAUUGUUGUGUCCAUUGUCCAAAAACUUACUUCUAUUGCCAAAAUGUCUGUAUCCCGCUGAAAACUUAUGCGUAUCCAUCACACACUUUGCAAAAUUGUGAACGACAAGUCUGCACUACCGUCAUGCCUUGCUAUUAUUGGCACGGGAAUACAAAGACAGUAAAACGUCCGUAAAACCCUUUUCUCAAAUGUGAUUGUUUGUAAUGAACCAAACGUACUUUGGAUCGAUAAUUUCUCAAUCACAGAAAAGUGUGUGGCCUAUCUUGCAUCCAGGAAGAAAUCGUUGAGAUGGUCAUUUCAUUCAAUCCUUAUAUUUAACUACAUUUGGUUGCAACAGAGCGAGUGUACAGUCAAGUCUCAUUUUUCAUUAUAUUUCAUGUGUGUUUUCUGUAGAAGCCAAUAUCCGGUCAAGCUAGUCAAUUAGAAAUUUGAAAACCCGGAAUAUUGUUUUUUUCUUUUUCGGUAUUUGUAAAUAGUGCUAUGACGAUUAUAAAAUAUAUGAUCUCACUAAA
Messenger RNA from Styela clava, 1453 nucleotides. RefSeq names its product leukocyte cell-derived chemotaxin 1-like. Lineage: Eukaryota; Metazoa; Chordata; Ascidiacea; Stolidobranchia; Styelidae. The record is from RefSeq and is a predicted model, not a curated record. Gene Ontology annotation, biological process: negative regulation of endothelial cell proliferation; negative regulation of angiogenesis.